Molecule: messenger RNA, 736 nt
Organism: Rhinichthys klamathensis goyatoka
Lineage: Eukaryota; Metazoa; Chordata; Actinopteri; Cypriniformes; Leuciscidae
Gene: sst7
Product: somatostatin family member 7
Exons: 2
Coding region: 147-482 (111 amino acids)
Biological process (GO): regulation of cell migration
Cellular component (GO): extracellular region
Molecular function (GO): hormone activity
Source: RefSeq, a predicted model, not a curated record
UAUAAGGACCCCGCCACCUGAAGCUCUCAAAGACCAAGAUCUCUCCAGCUUUACUCUGCACUAGGAGCUACAAGGACUUUGAAGGUUCCUGCUUCGCUUCUCUGACUGACCUUUCUACGCACUUUAACUUCAACUAUUUUGUCAGCAUGCAGCUUUUGGCCAGCCUUGUGUCUCUCUUGUUGGUUCUGUAUAGCGUCAGAGCAGCAGCUUUGCUUCCAGUGGAGGAGAGGAACCUGGCACAAAGUAGGGAGCUGAGUAAAGAGCGUAAGGAGCUGAUCCUGAAGCUGAUCUCUGGGCUGUUGGAUGGAGUAGACAACAGCGUGCUGGCUGGCGAGAUAGCACCGGUCCCCAUGGAUGCGGAGGAGCCCCUGGAGUCCCGUCUGGAAGAACGGGCCGUCUACAACCGGUUAUCACAGCUGCCACAGCGCGACCGCAAAGCCCCCUGCAAAAACUUCUUCUGGAAGACCUUCACAUCGUGUUAACAGCGCCAGUCCUGCAACGAUCCCGCGAUCCGCCCUGAUACCUGACAUGAACUGUGUAGACCUCCACUGUACAUACACCAUCUCCAGUGUCUGAAGAAAGAUCUCUGUGGACCUACUCUGACACAGUCUGUUUGUUAAAGACAUUGAUGAUUAUAUUUAUUUAUUUAUUUAUUUAUUGAUCGAUUAAGCUAUUUAUGGACCUUUGUUGUUUUUCAGCAUUAAAAAAAAAAAAAGAAUAAAGCAUGGUUAAGAUA